UCGUUGCCAUUUCGCUCAAAUAGGAAAUCACACUAAAGCAUCAGCCAGGGAUCUGGCCUCGUGGGAAAGAUUUCAUCGGCGAAAGUGCAAUCAGCUUUAGCUACUAUGAGUUACCGUCUUCUUGAGAUGGUAUUCCGAAGGCGGCGAAUCUGCUUCAGAUAUUAGAGCGCACUAAAUCUCAUGCCAAGCCUUAGCUCACAAGCCUGCUUGUCCAGACCCCUUUCUAGAGUAACCAUGUGCCGAAGAACCAACCCGCGCUGCGUUUCAGCUGGGUUCCCGUGCAGAUGUUGGCCCGGAAUAUUCCUGUUCCGAUCAUUUGCUGGACAGCGUUCGAUAUGUCGUCUUCUUCCCUGCUUUUCGUUAUCCCCAGCUCCGUGGCGUAUAGUAGCAGCUUUUAUUCGUUUCCGAACCAAUCCAAUGCGAAGUAGACUGCUGGUACCUUGCCAGCCCUCUCAGCUUCCCCUUGCAUCACGCGCUUGUGCAGCAUGUACGGCCAAGAAACGCAAGUGUGAUAAACAGCUACCCAGCUGCUCUCUUUGCACACGGACUGAAACUCGGUGUUCCUACAAGCGCGGCUCUACCGAGUUCAUACUCGUCCCUGUGGAAAACCAGCAAGUUCCAGCAGCGCAAAGGCAACUAGCUGAUCAAGGGUCUGACUGUUCUAUAGAGCACCGGAUAAUUCCAAGCCCCCAGUAUGUUAUGCCAGAAGAGUCUGCGUCUACUGCAAGGCGAGGAAAAAAGCUUGCGAUAAGCGGGUUCCCCGAUGUUCACGGUGCGAAAGCUUGGGGAUUUCCUGCACAUAUAAGAGAUUCCUCGCUUCUGAAGGGACCAUUGUACCCGUACCUGGCACACCGCCACCCGAUACGCUGCUGAAUCGCUCACCCUACCCUGUACCAGUCCGCAAAGAGUUUCCAGAGCUCAUUCGCUCCUUCCAGCACUGGAUGGGGGAGACGUGUCCGCUCACAUCGCAAACUCUGUGCUUUCACAUGCGUACGAUUUGGCUGCAGAAUGCCUUUUCGGACCCUUGCCUAUUUCAUACAAUAUUAUUCUACGCGUCAGCGCAAAUAGACAACAUCAGCUGCGGGACAAAUCGUAAUCCAAUCACGCUCUACCACCACAGCCAAGCCCUCAAUCGUAUCAACCAACGACUCUCGGCGAAUGGAGCAAUCGUUGAUGAUAAUCUCGUGGCUAGCAUUGCACUACUGGCUAUGCAUGCAGUAA
Messenger RNA from Aspergillus homomorphus CBS 101889, 1221 nucleotides. RefSeq names its product Zn(II)2Cys6 transcription factor domain-containing protein. Gene Ontology annotation, molecular function: zinc ion binding; DNA-binding transcription factor activity, RNA polymerase II-specific. The record is from RefSeq and is a predicted model, not a curated record. NCBI's taxonomy places the organism in Eukaryota, Fungi, Ascomycota, Eurotiomycetes, Eurotiales, Aspergillaceae. The coding region runs from base 181 to 873 and encodes 230 amino acids. The transcript is spliced from 4 exons. Gene Ontology annotation, biological process: regulation of DNA-templated transcription.